Messenger RNA from Cordyceps fumosorosea ARSEF 2679, 801 nucleotides. Its product is annotated as BIG1, ER integral membrane cell wall biogenesis. Gene Ontology annotation, cellular component: endoplasmic reticulum membrane. The coding region runs from base 1 to 801 and encodes 266 amino acids. The transcript is spliced from 4 exons. The record is from RefSeq and is a predicted model, not a curated record. Gene Ontology annotation, biological process: (1->6)-beta-D-glucan biosynthetic process; fungal-type cell wall biogenesis. Lineage: Eukaryota; Fungi; Ascomycota; Sordariomycetes; Hypocreales; Cordycipitaceae.
AUGCAUCUGCAGGCAUUUAUCGGGUCCCUCGCGCUCUCCGGAGUAGCUGUGGCCUUCUCAGAUGCCACGCCCUGGAUCCUCUACUCUACCGCAUCCUUCCCUUCGACGGAUUCGAAACAGCUCCAGAUGAGCGCCGACGUUUUGCAAAACACAAAGGAAAUUCUCUCAAGUUGCCCAACUAGCCACUAUGUUUUCGCGACGCAGCCCGGGAUGAUGUCUUCUGAUCUCCAGCGGAACGAAGGCUCGGACAUGCCGUCACUCCAUCGCGCGGUCACCCUGGACGACCGUAUCCAAGGAAAAUACAUCGUCUCCGAAGUUGUUGGGGAUAUCAAUGCUGGAAACCUUGUAAACUUUGUUAAGACUGCCUGCUCGCAGAGCGGGAAAGCGGCCAUCGUCGAGCAAGUCUCAUUAAGCCAGCUGCCGCAAGAGGACAGGCAAGAUGCUCUUCUCAUCAACGACCGUGCCCUUGGCGAACGCAUCGGCAAAGAAAACGGACACGAAAGCUUCACGGUCCUCUUCUACGCCACUCGACCAGAGCCCGCCUACGAGGCGCAAUUUGACGAGGCCGUUCACCAGGACCUUCGAAGAGCUACGCAGGACAUCAAGAAUCCCGAGGAAAAGGAUAACAGACCGCUGUUUGAAAAGUACCAGUUCUUCACACCAGGCGUCUUUAUGGGUCUGAUCACAGCCAUUGUUCUUUCCAGUAUUCUAGGAGUCGGAAUUAAGGCACUCGGCAGCCUUGAGGUCUCGUAUGGCGCGUUUGAGAAGGAGAUGGGACCAGCCGCACAGAAGAAGCAGUAG